Messenger RNA from Syngnathus acus (greater pipefish), 2514 nucleotides. RefSeq names its product ring finger protein 41 (gene rnf41). The transcript is spliced from 7 exons. The record is from RefSeq and is a predicted model, not a curated record. Lineage: Eukaryota; Metazoa; Chordata; Actinopteri; Syngnathiformes; Syngnathidae. Bases 210 to 1166 code for a protein of 318 amino acids. Gene Ontology annotation, biological process: regulation of canonical NF-kappaB signal transduction; protein K63-linked ubiquitination; positive regulation of JNK cascade. Gene Ontology annotation, molecular function: zinc ion binding; ubiquitin protein ligase activity. Gene Ontology annotation, cellular component: plasma membrane signaling receptor complex.
UGGGUGACGCAGCAAGCGUAGGAUGUAGCACGGCAGGACGCGACUAGCCCAAGCUAACAGUCACACGAGCCAAACUACACCGAAAUCCUCGCCGGUCGCUGUUUUACAGCACCAGCAAAGUCUUUGUGCCGGUCGCUGAAUGGAAGUAUGCGAGGCUGUUUGUGAGUGAGUGUUAUGUCAUAGGAGGUGGACGGUGCCAGUGAUGCACCAUGGGCUACGACGUGACGAGGUUCCAAGGGGAGGUGGAUGAAGACCUACUGUGUCCGAUAUGUAGCGGAGUUCUCGAAGAACCGGUGCAGGCCCCACACUGUGAGCACGCCUUCUGCAAUGCCUGCAUCACGCAGUGGUUCGCCCAGCAGCAGAUCUGUCCCGUGGACCGCACGGUGGUGACGCUGGCUCACCUGCGGCCCGUGCCGCGCAUCAUGCGCAACAUGCUGUCCAAGCUGCAGAUCAGCUGUGACAAUGCCGGCUUCGGCUGCACGGCCACUCUUCGACUGGACCAGCUGCAGUCGCACCUCAAGGACUGCGAGCACAACCCCAAAAGGCCCGUCAACUGUGAGGAGGGAUGUGGCCUGGAGAUGCCAAAAGACGAGCUGCCCAACCAUAACUGCAUCAAACAUCUGCGAAGUGUCGUCAAACAGCAGCAGAGCAAGAUUUCUGAUCUGGAGAAAACUGUGGCUGAACAUAAACACCAGUUAGGCGAACAAAAACGAGACAUUCAGCUGCUCAAAGCGUACAUGCGAGCCAUCCGCAGCGCUAACCCCAACCUGCAAAACCUGGAGGAAACCAUUGAGUAUAAUGAGAUCCUGGAGUGGGUAAACUCCAUGCAGCCUGCCAGGGUCACCCGCUGGGGCGGCAUGAUCUCCACCCCGGACGCCGUGCUGCAGGCCGUCAUCAAGCGCUCGCUCAUCGACAGCGGCUGCCCGCUCUCCAUCGUCAACGAUCUGAUUGAAAACGCCCAUGAGCGCAAUUGGCCGCAGGGCCUGGCCUCGCUGGAGACACGGCAGAUGAACCGACGCUACUACGAGAACUACGUAGCCAAGCGCAUCCCGGGCAAGCAGGCGGUGGUGGUGAUGGCCUGCGAGAACCAGCACAUGGGGGAGGACAUGAUCCUGGAGCCCGGCCUGGUCAUGAUCUUUGCGCACGGCGUGGAGGAGAUCCUAUAACUACACUGCGACCAAGAAUUCGGGCUUCUAUUAAAGACUCACACAGGUGAGAUGUUGAUACCUAUGCCUUAAAGGAAGGACAAAGAUGUUAUCAACCUGGCAAGUAGAGCUAAUAUGACUGAUAUGAUAAACGAGUUGUGAUGUUUACAUCGUUUAUAUUUAGUGCAUUAUACGUUCUGAUUGUUCUGCUACUUGCAUUGUAAAGUGAAAAACCUCAACGAUUCAUUCUUGGAGGAACUUUGCUGCCUAGGUUUUCCACGAACUCAAGCGUCAAGCGAACCCAGCAAGGUGCAGGAAACUGUUUUUUUUUUUUGUUUGUUUUUUUAAUGAUUUCAGCUCUGAGUGCAUUGUUCGUACACACACUACAGACUUGGCUCACUCCUGGGCAACUCGCGUCUUUUUAAUGGCGUGCAUGUACCACAUUGUCAAUUGUAUCAAUGCGCUGGUACCCUCAUCGUGUAAAUGUUUGUAAAUGCAAAUACUAUAUUGAGUCAUAGAUGUCAUUAUCUUCCUCCUCUCUCUGAUUCCAUAAGUUCCUCUGCUUGUUUGUUUUCCAUUGAAAGUUUUAUUUUUGUUUGUUAGACACAUUUUUGUCUUUGACCAACUGUUUCCUGGGUUUAAAAUAAUGAUGUUGCGUUGUGACUAUUCCAUCAGGAUGUCCUAUUCCCGUUCGCAUUAUCCGUAAAUUUUCCGUGCCAUUCUUUUAUUUAUUUUGUUGCCUUCUACAUGCACAGACACACAAAGCUUGAAGAUGAAAUUUGCCUUUUUCGGUGCAUUGGAAGUUUGUUGCAGGAGAAAAAAAGUGUUUUCUGUUGCCUUUUGUUGGUAAGCAGGGGUCCAGAUGUGAAGUGAUUUGUUAAAGGUCACGUUUAAUACAUGUAUGGGAUUAAUGUGAUGACCCCAAUGGUUGCCUUUAUUCAUUGUGUUUUUAUGUUGUCAAAGUUGAUUGCUUUCAGCAAGCAUCGCAUUCACUAGUGGUCACAGCGUGGGGAUUGUAAAACAUUAGUGAAGUCGCGCUUGUGGCUUUUAAAAAAGUGUCACCAUCUUCCCUCAUAACUGUACUGAGACAAAUAUGACCCACAAGAGCAGUAAAAGCAACUUUGUAUUGUACCCUUUUGUUUUUAUCUUUGGAAAUGCUUUUCUUUCGUUCUGUGUUAGUAGUUAUGACGUUGUAUGAAUAAAAUGUCACCAGUAUUUUGGCAGUGGGAUCAAAGGGGAACUUCAGCAUUUGUGUCCUAAGGUUUUGCGAUAGGUCUCCAACAUUUUGAAAUGGCCGCUUCUUGGUCACUGAUUAUGGCCAGGGCCUAAGAGUUGUAUACACACUUAUGAAUUAAAUGUGUUCAAAUUA